AUGAAAAUUUGGUUUAUCCAACAAACCAUAUUUUACAUCGGCAUCACCCUCGUGCGAAAAAUAGCUUGCUCCUACAAAAAUGAAAACAUAGAAGAGUUGAAAAGAAUUAUAGACAAUGCGGAACUGUAUGCUAAUUUGGAGAAGCUAGAGUACAUGAUAUUGCAGACGCUGGAACAAGACAAGCUCAAAUUACCCAUCGUAAGACAUGAUGUUCGCAGGUAUUUUGAUUUUUCUAAAUUUAAAAUGAUCCCAUUUAAGGCGGUAAACCACCAUGAUCGUGAGUACAUUGUCCCCACUGUCCACUCGGAAGCGGAAGACAUCAUAAAAUAUGAACAUGCAUUAAAAACACAAGUUGCCAUCGACUACAAGCACGAACUCUCAGAUUUGAUUAAGAAGAAAAUACUAAUCGUACGGACGCUAAAAAUUAUUAAAAUUAUGAAAAUACCUAUGAAUGAAUAUAAAAAGAGUUUCAAAAUCAGUGAGGCUUUGCUCAAAUUGAAUAAUCUUUUCACCAAUAAAAAUGACCCAAAAAAUGAUGAUGAAGUUGGCACCCGUAUGAUGAAGAAGCGUAUUUUUGGGAAAAGGGGCUUAUCUGGAAAGACCGUCCGAAGGAGGAUAGCGCUCUACAUGCCCAUAGACUUCCAGAUGGACAUCAUCAAUUACAACGAUUUGCUCUUCACCUACCAGCCCAACAUAGAAUUGAUGAGGAAGCUGGACCGCAAGGCCAACUACUUCGACAUCGGCAUAUUCAACUACCUGGCCCACAAGCACUACAAUAAAUUCUUCGAAAUUGGCAACCUCAAGUUCCACAACUGGAAUAGCAUCCUACGCUUCAACCACUCGGACAGGUACAAAGUGCUGGACCUCCUCUGUGACGAAAGUAACUCUUACGAAGGGGAUAAAAAGAGGAGGGAACUUUAUCUAAAAAACAAUAUAUCGUCCACCACAGAAGAGUGCACCAUCUUGGAGUUCCUUGUACAUCACAUUAACAAAUAUCAAAUGGAGCUAUUCACAAAUGAUGCCAAGUUAAAUUUAAAUCUUCAAAUGCUCAUGGAAAAUUUCCAUUUAAAAGAAAAAUUUUUUGACUUUAUGUGCAAAAAGGAUAGCAGCGGGUCGUGUUGCAUCUAUGAUGGUCCUAAGUUUAAAGAAGAGAAGCAGGAGGACAUGCCUUUCGUGGACAAGCAUAACUAUACCUUCGAACAGACCAAACUGAUAUUCCCCAUAAAGAGCAAUCCGCAUGACAUUUUCACGAACUACGUCAACUUUAUAAAGUACUACAACGAGUUCAAUGGGGACCAGGUUCUGUACAUCCACCUGCUCAACCUUAUCGGCCUUUUGAAUGGAAACAUAGGCGCCUACGUCGGGUCUCUCUACCUGCCAGGGUACUACAACGCGAUACAAUUGGCUUACGAAGACAACCGACCGAUGAAGGACCUCUAUGAGAACCUCGUAAAAUGCGUCGAGAUGUGCUACAGCAGGACCAAGAAGAACAAAACGCUGGCCUUCAAAAUCAGCUCCAUAUUUAAAAACAAAAAGUUCGACUCGUCCAAGUGCAACAUAUGCGAAGGAACCCUCUUCUACAUAAACAACCAAGUGCAGGACAGCAUGUCCAUGCUGCAAAAGUACAACGGAUACACGUCGAAGGUGCUCAAGGUGAACAUCGUAAGCCACCUGAUUCGGUUUAUGAAUAUAUAUGAAGAGUACAACAGUUUCCUGAUGCACGACCUGAACUGGUUUACCUUCCUCUUCCUAUUUAGGAUGACUACUUAUAAAGACAUCGCGCAGUACAGCAUAUCCAACGCCAUGUACCUGGACCUACAAGACGAAGACACGCAGAAGAAAACCAUCGUGACGUACCACUGGUAUCCCUCCUACUUGAAGAAGUACAUCACGAACCGCACGAGGAAGAACGAGGCGGUGAACCUUCUGGAAGAGCUCGAAAAGAUGAUAGACAAGGACAUCAUAGAGAAGAUGAAGAAGUGCAUCAAGUUCGUGAUCCACGUGAGCUCCGUGCUGCAGAUGGACUUCUUCUACUACCUGAACGAAACGCCUCUAGGCGAGCAUCACCCAUUUGGCUUGACGAUGGACAUCGAAGGGAGGUUCAAAGAGUGGUUCUCGAGUUACAUGUACAAUUUCCCCCUAAUAAAUUACGAGCACCCCAAGGGAAGAUACAACAUGCAAAAGGAGCAAAAAAAGGGAAAAUUCGUGGCGCCCAAGUAUAGCAAGUGGACCUUGCACUUGAAGAAAAUCAUCGAGAAAUCCUUUAUCAAUCAGUUUAAUCAAAAACACGUGAGGACGUUGUUCAAACAUUUCGGCUCCUACAACAUAAAUAACAAAAUUAUGCUCCUCAGAGAUUCAUACGAACUGUACUUAAAAAAUUUUGAAAAUAUUUAUUUCCUUGGAGACAUUAUGCUUUUGAGGAAAUUUUUUGGAGCGACCCCCAAAUCGAUCAUCCUAAGACAGCAGAUACACUACUUCAUGCACAACAUCUUUGGUAACCCCCUGAACUUCUACAAGUUCGGUUUGAUCUACGGGUACACUUUCAAUAAGGUGUACCUCAAAGAGAUCGUGGACGCCUUGUAUGUGAUUUAUCAGAUGAACCAGGCCAUCUUCACCGAGAUGUCUUUCCUCCAGACGGUCCGCUUGCUCUUCCGGAAGAUUCAGUACAGCUUCUUCUCCCACAGGCGCAACGACGACAUAAGCAUGAACAACAUCUUCUUCUUCAGCGUGCGCCAGGACUACUCCAAGCUGAAGAAGGAAGUGCGCGAGGAGGAAAUCCACCUGUCCAUGGCCUCCCGAUUUUACGAAAAAACAAUGUACACGCUAUUCCAAAUGAUGUUCGUUACACGCAUAAGCAAACACAUAAACAAGCUAGACAGGAAAUUUGGAAACGCCAGUAUGCUGGGUCUAACAAUGGUAGAGGAGCCGGCCCUCCAGUUUAAGUACGUCUAUUACGGCAGUAUGUUUGAUAGCCUCUUAAACGUCUUCUUCCCCAUGUUUAUAAAAAAACCCGUCGUUCAGCUCAAAUACGGAAAGACCUUUGUCCUGGCCAACAUGUACAAACUCGCAUCGGAACUCUUUGCCAUCUACAAUUUGAACAACCUGAGUGUUCUUUGCGACUACCAAUCUAUGACCAGUGCCAAUGCCUACGUCUUCCGCAAGACGAUGAAGUUCCUCGACAAAAAGUUUUUGCCCCUCGUCGUCGCGGCCUUCUUUAUGAAGAUCAGCGAUGAGAUAAAGGAAGCGAAUUUACAAGGCGGCUUCUGGAAGAGGUACUACACGAACCGACUCGAGGGAAAGAAGAUCAUACCAUAUUUCGUUUACCUGACCUUCUACACCAGUGGAAACGCAUACUUGCGGAACCAUUUGUUCUUCCCGAAUCCGCUGGGCCAAGAACUGUCAAAGCAAACGGAAGGCCUCACAAAUGCUCCUCCAAAGGAAAAGCCAGAGACGCACCGAAUCAGUGGAGUUAUUUUACUGGGAAUGGUCCACUCUCUAUCAAUUUCAUUCUUCAUUUUUACCCUCGUAAGGUGGUAUGCCUUUUACGAUAACAUUAUUUUUCUAUUGAGAAACACCUUCAGAGUCUUCGACAGGUUCUACACCAUCCUGGAAAGAUAUAUAAACUCAUUCGUAAAGAGAAUGUACAACAGAUUUACAGCGGAUGUGCUGCUCAAGUCGCUCAGACGAGCCUACGACCGAGCCAAGGAUGAGGGCUACUAUGAGGAGAGCAUGACGGCCAGAAUUAGUAGUAAGCUGUUUGGACAAACGGAAGGUGAACAGACUAUAGAACCACCUCCCGUGUUGUCAGAAAUUGACAUAGAAGCUGUUCAGAACAAUAGCAGUCUGUUCUACGUAGACAACGAAUCCCUGUUCGAAGACCUCGACGAUGACGAGCAAUUCCUUAACCAGAGAGAUAUCAUUUUUUACGACGAUAAUAUUGACAAGAGGGGCAUUUACAACUUUGUCCCCGUGAAGAACACGUAUUAG
Plasmodium vivax (malaria parasite P. vivax) is the source of this 3987-nucleotide messenger RNA. Its product is annotated as cytoadherence linked asexual protein (CLAG), putative. NCBI's taxonomy places the organism in Eukaryota, Apicomplexa, Aconoidasida, Haemosporida, Plasmodiidae. Gene Ontology annotation, biological process: adhesion of symbiont to microvasculature. The record is from RefSeq and is a predicted model, not a curated record. The transcript is spliced from 9 exons. The coding region runs from base 1 to 3987 and encodes 1328 amino acids.